Molecule: messenger RNA, 387 nt
Organism: Homarus americanus (American lobster)
Lineage: Eukaryota; Metazoa; Arthropoda; Malacostraca; Decapoda; Nephropidae
Product: basic salivary proline-rich protein 2-like
Exons: 1
Coding region: 1-387 (128 amino acids)
Source: RefSeq, a predicted model, not a curated record
AUGGGAGGCGGUGACCCCAGGGGCCCCGACACUGUCGGUGGCGCCUUCAGGGGCCUCCCAAAAGCGACAGCACCCCUAGGGGCUCGUCUUAUGGACAGCAUCGCCCCCAGAGCCCCUCUCAAGGGCGGUGGCGCCCCCAGGGGACCUCCCAGGGGCGGCAGUGCCCUAGGGGUCCUCCCAGGAGCCCACCCACGGGCGUCGGCGCCAACAGGGGCCCUCCGAGGAGCAGCAGGGGCCCUCCAAGAGAGGUGGCGCUCCCAAGGGCCCUCCCAUGGGCGGUGGCGUGGCCCUGUCAAAGGCGGUGGCGCACCCAGGGGCCCUUCCAGGGGCGAUGGCACCCACAUGGGCCCUCCGAGAAACGGCGGCGACCCCAGGGGCUCUCCUUAG